CACACCUCUCUGGCACUUUUCAUUGAUGCCUCCUGUCCUUUACCUCUUUGGGAUUUGGCAAGCUCCGGACUCUGUGGCUGUGGAUUCUGAUUGCUUUGCAAAUGGGUAUUUCUUCACAGGAACUGGGUUUCCAGCACUCACUAAGACAGACCUCUGAGUAACUGGGGACUUGGCCUGCCUUGCCUACUGAGCUUGGGGCAGAUCGGAUGGAGAUGAGUUGAUGAUAUGCUAUGAAGUAAUAGCUCACCACCAGCCAGGGUUUAAACUACUUUCGCAGCAUCACUUCACCUGUGGACUCUUCUAAAUUUUGCUUUCUUGGGGAAAAAAAAAAAAAAAAACCGGGGUAAGAGAAGGUCGUUUUUUAACAAGUUAGCAUCCUUCUUCCUCUUUGACAAGUUGAUGCAAAGGAUAAGGCUGUGACUCCAUUGGAUUGCACCUUCAAAUCAAAAUAGGAGAAGAACAAGAAGAAAGGGACAAUGGCUUUGAGUGGAAACUGUAGUCGUUAUUAUUCUCGAGAACAAGGGGCUGCAGUUCCCAACUCCUUCCCUGAGGUCAUGGAGCUGAAUGUUGGGGGUCAGGUUUAUUUCACCCGCCAUUCCACAUUAAUAAGCAUCCCUCAUUCCCUUCUGUGGAAAAUGUUUUCCCCAAAGAGAGACACGGCUAACGAUCUAGCCAAGGACUCCAAAGGAAGGUUUUUCAUCGACAGAGAUGGAUUCUUGUUCCGUUACAUUCUGGACUAUCUCAGGGACAGGCAGGUGGUCUUGCCUGAUCACUUCCCAGAAAGGGGAAGACUGAAAAGGGAGGCUGAGUACUUCCAGCUCCCGGACUUGGUCAAACUCCUGACCCCUGAUGAAAUCAAGCAAAGCCCGGACGAAUUCUGCCAUAGUGACUUUGAAGAUGCCUCCCAAGGAAGCGACACGAGAAUCUGCCCUCCUUCCUCAGUGCUCCCUGCGGACCGCAAAUGGGGCUUCAUUACGGUGGGCUACAGGGGGUCCUGUACCAUGGGCAGAGAGGGGCAGGCAGAUGCCAAGUUUCGGAGAGUUCCCCGGAUUUUGGUUUGUGGAAGGAUUUCCUUGGCAAAAGAGGUCUUUGGAGAAACUUUGAAUGAGAGCAGAGACCCUGACCGAGCCCCAGAACGAUACACCUCCAGAUUUUAUCUCAAAUUCAAGCAUCUGGAAAGGGCUUUUGAUAUGUUGUCAGAGUGUGGAUUCCACAUGGUAGCCUGUAACUCCUCUGUAACAGCGUCUUUUGUCAACCAAUAUACAGAUGAUAAGAUCUGGUCAAGCUAUACUGAAUAUGUCUUCUACCGUGAGCCUUCGAGGUGGUCACCCUCCCACUGCGACUGCUGCUGCAAGAAUGCCACAGGGGACAAGGAAGGGGAGAGUGGCACAUCUUGCAAUGACCUCUCCACCUCCAGCUGUGACAGCCAGUCUGAGGCCAGCUCUCCCCAGGAGACGGUCAUCUGUGGGCCUGUGACACGCCAGACCAACAUCCAGACUCUGGACCGUCCCAUCAAGAAGGGCCCUGUGCAGCUGAUCCAACAGUCUGAGAUGCGGCGGAAAAGUGACCUGCUCCGGACUCUGACUUCGGGCUCCAGGGAGUCGAACAUGAGCAGCAAAAAAAAAGCUGUUAAAGAAAAGCUCUCAAUUGAGGAGGAGCUGGAGAAAUGCAUCCAGGAUUUCCUAAAGAUCAAAAUCCCAGAUCGGUUCCCUGAGAGAAAACAUCCUUGGCAAUCUGAACUUUUGCGGAAGUAUCAUCUAUAG
Nyctereutes procyonoides (raccoon dog) is the source of this 1763-nucleotide messenger RNA. It is a transcript of the gene KCTD16, whose product is annotated as potassium channel tetramerization domain containing 16. Bases 477 to 1763 code for a protein of 428 amino acids. The transcript has 3 exons. Gene Ontology annotation, biological process: protein homooligomerization; regulation of G protein-coupled receptor signaling pathway. Lineage: Eukaryota; Metazoa; Chordata; Mammalia; Carnivora; Canidae. Gene Ontology annotation, cellular component: postsynaptic membrane; presynaptic membrane. The record is from RefSeq and is a predicted model, not a curated record. Gene Ontology annotation, molecular function: protein binding.